Molecule: messenger RNA, 6421 nt
Organism: Dicentrarchus labrax (European seabass)
Lineage: Eukaryota; Metazoa; Chordata; Actinopteri; Moronidae
Gene: shisa7a
Product: protein shisa-7
Exons: 6
Coding region: 2431-4530 (699 amino acids)
Biological process (GO): regulation of AMPA receptor activity; regulation of short-term neuronal synaptic plasticity
Cellular component (GO): AMPA glutamate receptor complex; postsynaptic membrane; dendritic spine membrane
Source: RefSeq, a predicted model, not a curated record
UCACAGCGCUCCUCCUCUGGCGGACCUCCGUGAGGCCAGUCGCAGUUAGGCGGUGUAAUCUCGCUUGGAAAUUAUGAAGGGAACCAGCCUCAGUCAGUUCUAGAUGGAGAGAGGAGAGAAAGAAAAAAAAAAGUUAAAUUGAGCGGAAAUCAUCUGGCGAGCAUUUUAAAGCGUCUGACACCUGAAUUACUGCGUGUUCUCCAGGAUAGUUAACCGCACUGUAACUGUAACUAGUGCAUAGUUGAAUUGCCUUUGUCACAUGUAUCUGAAAAUCUCAGAACAUCUCGUUGGGCACUGAUUCUCUCUCUCUCUAUCUCUCUCUCUCCCCCCCCUCUCUCUUUCUCUCUCUCUUUCUCCUGCUCGCGUUUUUUUUUCUCUCUUUCUGCCGCGAUAAUGGAUUAACAAUAGCCGGAUGGAGACCGAUUGAGAUCUGCAGCACUUGUAGAAAAAACACGGGCAUUUAAAGAAAAAGGGGGGCAAAAAAGAAAAAAAGGAAAAAACAGGUGGCAGAUCCGGCAACAGUUCACGCUGUCCUGAUCAUCCUCUGCUACAAUAACAGGCUGCCAUCUGAGAAACGCUGAGAUACAGUGCGCAGGCUCUCCCAGCGCUGUUCUCCAGCAUCAAAACCCCAGAGCAACGCACAGUGGAGGCUCGGCACGACACCUUCCAGGUUCGAUUGUCGACGUGUAAACCCCAAAGACAAUUCUGGAAAUCAACAUUCAAUCAACAUUUAGAGGCGACAGAAGAGAAAUUCUCCUGGAGAGAGGAAGCGAGAGGAAGAGAGAGGAAGAGAGAGCGCUCUUUUGGAACAUUAGUCAGUGGGAGAACUGCUGCUUUGUGUCUCUCAUUUUUCCUCUGCUGAACUCUUCUCAGAAGGUCAGAGGAGCAUGUAACUGAAACAAGUGGAGCCCUCGGUGAUUUCAGCAUUCUGUCUCCCCCAUCUGUGCCUACAUUCUCUGCUACAGAUAGGGACGUUUUUGAUAAUUACAUAUAAUUAUAAUUUCUGUGGGAGACAGAUCUGCUUCUGUCUAUUAUUGCCAACACCUCCAACACAAUAACUUCACACAUUUACAUAUUUCUCAACAAAAGUGAUAUUCUUUGAACCUUCUGAGACAAAUCAGGAAUAAUUUUACUUGGAGAGACAUGUCACACGGAGAAGCAAUGCGCCAUUCAGUUCAUGUCUAAUUAGUGAUACAGUUGAAUGACACAGGCGACUUUUUGUGCCUAAAAGCUGAAUACAGAACAUUUCAAUUCCGUGACGUUUGCCUCAUUUUGCAAAGUGUUUUACAGGCUGGGAGUCAUUUCCUUGGUUUAUGCUUACUCCUAAUUUUCAGCUGUUACAGUCUUCUAGCACUUAAGCUGAGCCUCCCUCAUUAUCACCCCCGGCCCAAUCACAGUAACAGUCCGUGCCAGGCGAGUACUGAUGCACAUUAAUCCCACCAUAGAAAAGAUUGAGAUAAAGUACGUGGUGUGUCUAUAGAUGUGAUGAGUGCCUAAAACAAGUUAACAUGGAGAUAAGUCCCUGCUCCAGAGAAACUAGGCAUUAUUAAUUGGCGUUUUUCAUCAGUGGUGCACUCAGUUAAUACAAUUUAAUUGUUUACAAUGCCAAAAAACACCAAAUAUAUGAAAAGAAUUAUAGAUUUCAUACAUUUUUCCAGAAAAGAAUUGCUUACAGCUUAAAUAAGUGCCAGUUCUUAAUGUAUGUAGUGCCAGACUGAAAUAGUCAUCCAGGAAUGAACAAACAGAUAAAACUGUUUACAUCUGACCGAAUACGGGCCAUAGACUAUUGUUCAAGUGCCACAAUCAGCACAGGAAUGUGUGGGACUGCCAUAUUUUAUUGAAAAUACUUGCUACAAAUCUUUACUGGCCUUUGUGGUUACAGAAGAAUUAUUCCAUCCAGCAGUACGUCAGAUAUUUGUUCUUUUGUUCAGUGGCACAUGUAGAACAAGGCAUUAAGGACUAAAAGCAUGAAGAUUGUUGUUUUCAAUUUGUCCUUUUUACAAAGAUGCAUCCAUUUUAGUGUUCUAGACUUAAGAGGUGUUUUUGGAGGGCAAAAGAUGAAGUCAUUACACAUUCAGAGUUUCUUUCUAGCAGUAAAUUAAAACCAUUUUAAGACCAUUAUCAACAAUUAUUGAAACCUACCAACUGAUUUUAAUAGUGUGGGUCUUUUUCAUUUGUAUUGUUCCUGACCUUUUCAAUUAUUACACCAUAUAAAUACUCAGUUUCUGACAAAACAAAAAAAACAGGCUUCAAAUUUCAUCACCCAACUUUACUGAAUGAAACUACUGAUACAUCAUCAAUAUCCAGUAAGUUGUACAUGCUACUUGAAUAUUUCACAUGCCAUUUUAGUGGGUUAAACUGCAAAAGCGGAUACAGUGUUGCAACUGCAUUGACUCAACAACAGAAAAUAGAUCUCUUAGUCAUGUAAAAAUGACGCCCACCACCAAUCUCAGAGUCCUCGCUGUCUCCCUUCUCUCCCUCCUUACUGCCCCACUUACCACUGUUGUGGAGACCUCUCCGUCCCCCCCUCCUCAACACACAGAUCGCUCAGGGAGGCCGUUCACCGAGCAGCCCAAGACAGGCCCCAGCCCCUCUCUCCUGCUCCUUGCCAUGCAGGCCAAUAUCAGGCCAGCUGCUCUCCAGGGCAGGACCAAAACCCCUGAGAAACUUCCAGAAACCUCAGAGGGAGUUCUGGAAGCGCCUCCGAAACCCCUUCCCCAGGUAAUGUUCCCCAAGAAUGUGACAUCAGCGGAAGCCCUUGCACCUCCCCUAGGCGCUGCCCAGGUAGCGCCCAUUCCACCCCGCCUGAUGGAUGUUUGGAUGGAUGUAUGUCGGGGUUAUUAUGACGUAAUGGGACACUUUGACAGCGCUUUCAACUGCUCCAAGGACACCUUCGUCUUUUGCUGUGGAACCUGCCACUACCGCUUCUGUUGUCCAGAUCGAAAUCGGCAACUGGAGCAGGACAGCUGUAAAAACUAUGACUCUCCACACUGGGCCAAGCCACAGACUGACUCCAUGAUCAUAUCAGAGGAAUUAGGUCCUGACCCAGACUUUGAUCCACUGAAGCAGCAGAGCCACAACACGGGCUUCGUCAUUGGAGGCGUUAUUGUGUUCAUGGUGGCUGUCGCUGUGGGCAUCAAGGUGGUCUUCAACAAGGUGCAACAGGAAGCCAACCAAAGGGACCUCAACAUGCCCAGAGCCCUGGUUGACAUGUUGCGGCACCAGUCGAGCCCAGUCCAGCAGGAUGAGAGAAACAACAGCGUGGCUCUGGCUGUAGGGGACGGACAGGGGACACUGGGGAGAGCUCCAAAAAAUCUUUAUGCCCCAGGACUGCCCAGCAAGGACAACAGAUUGGGCAAUUUGCAACACAAUUUCAUCCACUCAUCAGGCUCCAGCCCCAAACACACCGCAACUAUUGAACGCACCCCUCGAAUGAACAAUGCUCAGCUGGCAGCUGGAGGCACCCUGCUCUCCAGUAAACACAACAACACCAAAUCCCAGCCUGCCUUCCACCACUCCCUGCACAACCUGGCUCAGCUGCCGCCCUCCUAUGAGAGCGCCACCAAGCCUGAGCUCAAUAGAUACUCCUCACUCAAACGCCUCGAGAAAGGUCUCGAUGAGUACUCGUCUGGUUACUGCACCACCAAGCGCCGGCCUCACACUGCCCAGCCGGCCCUCCAGUCCUCUCAGCACCACCUACACUGGGGUGGAGACUACACCCUCAGUGGGAGAGGAACCCUCCCCAGGCACGCAGUCCGUCCCUGGAUCCCGCCGCCGCCUUCUGGCAUGCCUGCCUCACCCACCCCCAAUCCUUACCCUCUGGAUCCCCCGGAGCCACAGUACAACCCCAAUUACGACACUCUCUCCAAGCCCCCAAGGAAAGUUAAGUCCACUGACCAGCUGCUCAACAUGGGUGAUGUCCCUGGCAACACAGGGACUCUGUCCAGGUUGUCCAAGAACCAGCAACACCAGUACUACAAAGCCAUGGCUGCCUCCAAUAAGAACUCCAACACGCAGACCCUCACCAGGAAGCCGCAGGACAGGAGAGAAGAGAGACAACAAGAACGGCUGCUCAUGUCCCCAGACCAUUUGGAGGAGAGGAUGGGGGUCGGUGGGAUGGGGGUUGUAGAUCCGUACGCCCACACAGGAGGGAUUGUCCCCACGCUGCCUCGCCAGCAGAAGGCCCAGUCCCAGCAGAACGUCUGCGCCACGCCAUCCCUCGACCGACACCACAUGAUCAAGAUGAACUCUCACCCCACAUCCGGACGAGAGCAGGAGAGGAGCACGGGCAUGACGGGGCACAUGAGUGGGGGCAUGGGCUGGGCGGGGGAGAUGCCUGGGGCUGGGGUAGUCAUGGGAACGGGAACACUAGGGGGCCACAGCGCCAGGAGGAUGGCUUUUGCAGCGAAAAGGCAGAACACCAUUGAGCAGCUACAUUUCAUACCGGGAGGGGGUGGUGGGGGAUCAGGAGGAAGUGGAGGAGGGAGUCAGGGGAUCAGGACAGGGAGUAAAAAUGAGGUGACGGUGUAAGGUUUGUGCCUAAUGUGGAGUUUACCCCUCAUCAAAGGUAUGGGAGUAGAUCACCCUUCUGCAUUUAACUAUUAGAUAUACAACUACAAAACAUAAAACUAGAAGUAUAAAGUAUAGUAACAGUAUAUAACGUGUUUAGGCUAUUCAAAUUAGUGUUAUCUUGUAAUAAAUAGCUUAAAUAUGAUUACUUAAUUAAAAAUCUAAGUGGGAAAUAUCUGUUCCAAUUAUGUGAUAGCCUACAUCAGCCAUAUUUUGUAACAAAAUUUGCCAUAUUGCCAUAUACAGCGGUGCCAUUAUUUGUAGAAAGACUGACUGGAAGGGUGAAACAAAACUAACAGAAGUGUUGUUCAUUAUUUUGUUUUUAUAUAUGUUUUUCAAAAAGUACUCAGGAGCCAUAUUAGAUAGGGAACGAGACGAGAUAUAUAUAUAUAUAUAUAUAUAAAAAAAAGAGGUCGAUGAAGAGGAGGACCAUGUGGAAUAUUGUAUCACAGAAUUUAAUAGAGAAUUGAGCCAACUACCUGCUGGACUGUCAACCUGCUCAGCCCUCACCAACAAUGAUUUAUUAAACUGAAUCUCAUGGGUGAAAGGACCAGAUGAGUCUGAAUGAACCGUGUGCCUGGUGAGGGUUUUUUGAGAUCGGACACACUGCUGAACCAACCUCAUCCUGACACAGGGAGACAGAACUGAAUUUUGUUGCUUCCUAGGUAAACGAGCAGACGGGGGUGGGGGCUGUUUCUGACUGGAACACAGCAGCCUGACACUAUUGGCAGGACUCCGUGCCCGAUUUAAAUUGCCGACGUACCCACAUUACCAAUCUGAUGCCUGGGUUGCCUAAUUUUCCAUGUGACCUUAGAUCAAAUCCCCAGAGGAACUCACACUCUGAUCACUGUUACACUACAGGAGUGGUUAGAUUGUGUUAUGGGGGAGUUUUGCCCUAAAGUUCCCAUCUAUAAAUCAGGACCUACAUAUAAAAAACAAUGGGCUACCAAAUAAUUUAGAGCCAUCUGUCACGUUAUUACAAAACAAACAUCUUGACAUAAAUGUAAAUGAGUCAAGAGAUAACAGACGUAUGUGUUCAGUUUACCAAUAAAAAAGGCAACCUGCUUUAAAGUAGGUUGUGCACGAAGAGCAAAGGUUUUUCUACAGAGCACAAAUGAAUAGACCAUGACGCAGAGGUUGCACUUACACAACUGUCCUUCAAAGCCAUUUAUGGAGAUACAAAGAAAAUACCACAGAGGAAGCUGGUCUGACAAUCACCGUUUUAUUAUUCUCACCAGGUGACAAAUUAUUCAAGUCAGUGAUAUUUUGUACAGUCAAAGGAUUGGCUUCAGAGCAAGUCAAAAACCUCUGAGUCAGGAGAGAGGGCGACCUGAGGCCUUCUCCUGGCAUGGCUCCAUAUGCCAUAAGAGACUCGGAUUGGUAAGGAAGCCCUGCCCAUCCUCAAGACGAAGACCUUGCUGUAUCAUAACGCACUUCAGCCGGUAUGAGUAAAAAAAACCACAAAAAAAAAACAGAAAACAGAAAAAAAAUCUUCAUCAAUAACAACGCUUAUCAAUACUAAGGGCUAUCCUAUCCUAUAUACUGUAGUAUGUGAUAUCUGUGGUCCAUAUAAAAUGCUAUCUCUUUCUCUUGAUUUUGUGUUGAUAUUGUCAUGAUGUAUUAAGUAUUAAUGUGUACAAAAAACAAGAGCAAUUUAAGCACAGUUCAAAGAGAAACAGAGACAAAACUUUGCACAAAUCUAUCCCCUGAUAUUUGCACCAGAUACAAACUUACUUUGUAUCGUGUCCUCAAGGUUUACAUUCUGUACAAGCAUGGCUGAAAGUGUGACUGAUCAAUGGAAGGUAUUGUACUGAGCAAGGAUUUUCUUCUUUUUUUUUUUUUUUUUUUUUUU